Messenger RNA from Leguminivora glycinivorella, 1941 nucleotides. Its product is annotated as beta-1,4-N-acetylgalactosaminyltransferase bre-4-like. The transcript is spliced from 9 exons. The coding region runs from base 163 to 1497 and encodes 444 amino acids. Gene Ontology annotation, biological process: carbohydrate metabolic process; glycosphingolipid biosynthetic process. Lineage: Eukaryota; Metazoa; Arthropoda; Insecta; Lepidoptera; Tortricidae. Gene Ontology annotation, molecular function: N-acetyl-beta-glucosaminyl-derivative 4-beta-N-acetylgalactosaminyltransferase activity. The record is from RefSeq and is a predicted model, not a curated record.
UUUAAACAUCGUGUUCAGUAAAAGUAUUUCUGUGUUAAACUAGAUAUUUUUUGAAGAAAUUAAAUUUCUACUAGGUAUCUAAGCAUUAAAUGAGAUAAGAAAAAUGCAGCCCAUAGCAAGAUUAUUAUUUCAUUGUAGAGUUACUCGUACCGCAGAAAGGGAAUGGCACCCCUAUCGAUUCUUCGCGUCUGGGUGAUGUUGGCGAUCGCAUCCUCAUUUAUCAUGUACCAAUUGUACUUGUUCUUCAAAGAUACAUCGAAGACUGAUCGAUUAUUAUACGAGAAAUACACACCGAUUUUUCGCACUAAGAAAAAAAGCACUUCCACACAUCCACAUAUUGAGCCCCAGUGGUCCGAAGUGGUACAAAGCACGGCCACAGCCAACGAAGAGGCCAAUAAUCCGAUUUUUACUCACCGAUCCGAACCAUCCAAUAACUUCAGUGACGCCACCGGGAAGUUCUACGACUUUCAAGAUCUAAAUGCCGUCACAGAUAAAGCCAUCAGUGCCAUCAGAAAUGUCAGUCGACGAGUUCGUCGGAAAAACAGGAUAGUCGCCACAAAACCCAUGUCUGAUUCCAGUGACGAACGAAAGCGGUGUAAUUUGCCGGCCGAUUUAGGCCCAAUCAACGCGACCACGUCAGUUAUAUCGCUAGGUACCGUAGAGAAGAGAAACCCUCUGGUGAAGUUAGGAGGGCGGUACACACCGUCCAAUUGCUCGGCUAGAAACAGAGUUGCCAUCAUAGUGCCUUACAGAGAUAGAGAGGAGAAUUUGGCAACGUUUUUGAAUCACAUGCAUCCGUUUUUGAUUAAACAACAACUGGAUUAUGGAAUAUUUGUCGUGGAGCAAACAGGUACACGCGAGUUUAACCGCGGCAAGCUCAUGAACGUGGGGUUCAUUGAGGCUGGUGGUUGGGAGUGCUAUAUAUUCCACGACGUAGAUUUGUUGCCGCUCGAUCACCGUAACGUGUAUUCUUGCCCGAGUGCGCGGCAUCCGAGGUUGUAUGACGCAAUAGUGGAGGGAAAUGAUCUUAGAGCUAUAUUGAAAGGAAACUUUGGCGGAGUUGCAGCCGUAACUGUGGAACAAUUUGCCAAUGCCAACGGCUACUCUAACGGUUAUUGGGGAUGGGGCGGUGAGGACAAUGACUUAUAUUACAGAUUGAUAGCUUCGGGGUACACAAUCUCACAGUACGGUUCGGCUGUCGCUCGGUAUAAAGCGCUACAGCACAGCCGAAUGCCACGAAAUCACAGAAGAUACCGGCUACUCCUCCAAACCAUGAAAGCCUUCCAAAUGGAUGGCCUCUCCACGCUAGAAUACCGGCUUGUAUCCAAGACUCAACAUAAACUAUUCACCAAAAUAGUCGUCAACGUCGACCACUCGUACCAGGAAAUACAAGAGCUAUUUCAAGAAGAUAACAAUUUUAAAGACAUACAGGCAGUGUAUGUCCGCUCUACAAAGCGACGAAGCGGCUCGGCGACAAAUACUAUUUUUUAUUUUUAAAAUACAGUGAUAACUUUAUAUCUAUAAUUUAUUGUCCCACAAAACUCUGGAACGAGUUUAAUUGUGGGAACGACAGUCUCUCAUUUGUAUACACGGUGUAACAUGAGAGAACCGAUAGAUUUUACGCAUUUAUGAGGGAAAAGUAAAGAUAAAAUGUUACAUGCAAAGAGCGGAAUUCUUCAUGGCAAAAGUCAAACUGUCUAAAGGGAUUGAUCUAACCUGUUUUAUCGAGUUAUCGAUGUUACGGAAUAACAUCGCAUUAGGUAUCCAUAAUCUACUUAAACGAUUAUUCUGUAACAUUUGACCUUUUUGAUAAGCAACUUGCAUCUCCAUAUUAAAGUAAAUCAUGUCAGCGUUACAUAUGUCAUUUAUGUCACUUGAGUUUUCAUGAGUGAUUUCCGUGCCGUGUUACUAAAAUGGUUAAUAAUCCUAAAAGAAAAACAA